UUGAAUUUUUCAUGUUGAAUUCAUUUAUUUAAUUAGCUGGAAUGUGUGAUUAAAUUUCCUUCUAUUUUUUCUGUUAAGCUAUAAAGGCUUAAUGCACUUGGCAUUGCUAUGUAUUUUCUAAGAUAAUAUUUGCUGGAGUAAAGAUUGAAUAUGAGCAAAAACUCAUCAUCUGGGAGGACCCAAUGGAUGAACCCCGUGGCGGUGGGGCGGGCUGGCUACGAGCCAACCACCAUCGAGCAUUGGGCCAACAUCUUGUCCCAUGGGGCAUUUGUGGCUCCAGCAAUGUGGCUAGCAUGGCUGCUGGUGGUGGCUGCAGGUGUGGCCGAUGGCUGGCACAGCAUGCGGACUGUGGCAUGUGGCAUUUACGGCUUGGCGCUCGUGCUUCUCUUCACCGUCUCCACAGUCUUCCAUGUGGCCAGCUUCUGCAUGUUGUUCACUUGGUUGCUGAGGCAGGUGCUGCACCGUGCUGACCGUGCCAUGAUCUACGUGUUCAUCGCAGCCUCCUACACGCCGUGGCUGCUCCUCCAGCCUCUACCCCCGGGGAUGGUUCACCUCAGGUGGGGCGUGUGGGUGCUGGCUGUGGUGGGCAUCGUCUAUCAGCAGCUGUUCCACGAGAUGUACAAGAUGGUGGACACAACCAUCUAUGUGACCAUCGGCGUGGUCCCGGCGCUGGCUGUCCUCCAGAUGGCAGAUGCGGGGAUGUGGGAGUUGGGGCUGGGGGGCGCCGUGUACCUGGUGGGGGUGGUGUUCUUCAAGCUGGACGGACGGCUGCCCUGCGCCCAUGCCGUAUGGCACGUGCUUGUCGGUGUGGCGAGUUACGUGCACUACGUGGCGGUCGCCACACACCUCCUCGCCACACCCGCCGCUGUGCCACACCUCGCCGCGCCACACUGUGCGCGUGAUGCCGUGUGUGAGCAGUAGAAUGUGCCAAUAAGUUGGCAACAUACGUGGGUCAACAUACGUGGGUCAACAUACGUGGGUCAACAUACGUGCCAAGAACUGCCAAUGUUAGCGAACAGAGCCGUGCCAACAGGAGUGGAAUGUCGUGGCAAAUUCAUUCCAUAAGGCCAGCUUCUGGACGUUGUUAUCAUUCACCUGAUACUCAUAACUGCCCGAUAUUCUUUGAUAUUUGUGCUGUUUUACCCGCAUGUUUAUGGCUCUCUGAUGUUUUUUACAUGGUACCUUUAUUUUUGUUGCAUCGGUACCGCCAUGUUGGAUAAAACCUAUCAAGAUGCCCUAUUUUCAAAACUCUCCUAAGUACAAAUAGCAGCCUAACUACACGUAGCGGCCAAUUUCUUAUCUGUGAUUGGUGGGUUUUGCUUGGAAAGCCUAUAUGAUUGGAUGACCGAGUCCAAUUACAAUUACAGAGUUACAAACUCGUUACUAUUUUGAUAUUACUGCCUCAGAUCUCAGCUGUGCAGUUUUUGCUGUGCUUGGUCAGUGUCGCUUUGGUGCUCGGCGGGGUAGGAGGUGCAGUGCGGCUCUGCCGUGACGCCCAAAGUUCUGUGUUACUUGUAUUGUGUUCUAAAUUACAAAACUAGAUGUUCAUGUGCUAUAAUUUCCUAGAAUAAUUAUGUGUGUUCUUACUAGAUGCGCGUGUUCCACGACUUGUAAUCACUCAUGCGUUGAUCGAAAGUACAUUUUCUGGGAAGUUAAGAGGUAACAAAAUCGUUUUAAGAUCAAAGUUUAUGUAUCAUGGCGUCUGUUCUACCAACAUACCAGCUUCUCCUGUAUGUUGUAUGUCCUAACGAUGUAAUGAUAUUCCUCCAUUAAAAUUAUCCUUAUGAAAACUUUAAAGACAAAUUUUUAGAGUUUUUUAUUUGAAAAUCUACCUCGGAAUAUUUGUGUUCCAGGCCUUAGAUCGAUGUUAUUAGCCAAAUAAAUUGUAAAUAAAGCCAAUUAUUUUAUAAAGUUCAAGUGAUACCAACUAUUAACUUCACUACUAGCAGCUACUUGUGCGUUUAAGCGACGGGUUACCGUAGCACAGCGCGUGACGCUAGUUAUUAUCGACUAUCCGAGGAAGAAUAUAUCUUAUAAUUCCAUAUUACUUCGUUUCGUCGCAAACAAUAACAUAUUCCAAAAUAUAUUGUAUUGAAGAUAUUGCA
Messenger RNA from Hyalella azteca, 2105 nucleotides. Its product is annotated as monocyte to macrophage differentiation factor-like. The record is from RefSeq and is a predicted model, not a curated record. Lineage: Eukaryota; Metazoa; Arthropoda; Malacostraca; Amphipoda; Hyalellidae. The coding region runs from base 151 to 921 and encodes 256 amino acids. The transcript has 6 exons. Gene Ontology annotation, cellular component: membrane.